Messenger RNA from Pungitius pungitius (ninespine stickleback), 1844 nucleotides. RefSeq lists its product as uncharacterized. The coding region runs from base 260 to 1561 and encodes 433 amino acids. Gene Ontology annotation, molecular function: N,N-dimethylaniline monooxygenase activity; flavin adenine dinucleotide binding; NADP binding. The transcript has 10 exons. The record is from RefSeq and is a predicted model, not a curated record. Lineage: Eukaryota; Metazoa; Chordata; Actinopteri; Perciformes; Gasterosteidae.
AGUAGUUUGUGUGCCGUCCGCUGGAACCGUCUACCAGUGGAGCUGUUUUCCUCGCUUCACCUCGUCAUUGAUUCUGCAAUAAAGUUACAUUUAUAUUUCAUCUAAGUGACGCUUUUAUCCAAAGCGACCUACAAGUGCAUUCAGUCCAGACGGAACAGAACCAGAGCAACAAGAACCAAGGAAGUGCAAAGUCUUCAAGAAAUCCAAACUACAAAGUGCUAUAAGUCUCCAGCUCCGGGUCCUCACGAGCCGUCAGAAGAUGAUCCUGCAGCGCGUGGCAGUAGUCGGUGCGGGGGCGGCGGGUCUCUGUGCCGCCCGGCACAUCUUGUCCCGCCUCGACCGCUUCGCCCCCCCGGUGCUGUUUGAACUCGGAGCCAAAGUCGGAGGCACCUGGUGCUACGACGAGCGGGUCGGGACCGACGAGGCGGGACGGCCCAUCCACAGCAGCAUGUACCGAGACCUCAGGACCAACCUCCCCAAGGAGGUGAUGAUGUUCCCUGAUUUCCCUUUUGACUCCCAGCUGGACAGCUUCCUGCCCCACCAGGAGGUCCAGAGGUACCUGGAGAGGUACUGCCAGAGCCACCACAUCGGGCCUCACAUCCGGUUCAACACGAUGGUGGAGACGGUGAAGCCGGUCGUCACGGCAGCGGAGGGGGAGAAGGAGGAAGGCGGGACAUCGUGGGAAGUGACAUCAUCGGAUGCUUCAGGUGGUCGUAAAACAGAAGCCUUUGACUCGGUCUUCGUCUGCUCAGGGCACUACUCUGAUCCUCACAUCCCUGACAUCCGGGGAAUCGAGCGCUUCAAAGGAACGGUGCUCCACAGCCACUCGUACAAAUUUGCGGAGCCGUUCUCGGGUCAGUCGGUGGUGGUUCUGGGAGCCAAAGCCUCAGGUCUGGACAUCUCCAUCGAACUGGCCGGGGCCGGAGCUCAGGUGACUCUGAGUCAUGGCCAGCCUCUGCUCACCUGUCCUCUACCUGACGGGGUUCAACAGUCGUGUCCCGUGGUGGCGGUGGAGGAGGACGGUAGCCUCCUGUUCCAGGACGGCUCUGUGUCCGACGCCGACGUCCUGAUGUUCUGCACCGGCUACAACUUCCGCUUCCCGUACCUGGACGGCCCUCAGCUGGGCCUGCGGAUCGAGGACCACCUGCUGUCACCUUUGUACCGCUUCAUGAUGCCCCCGGCCUUCCCCUCGCUCUUCUUCAUCGGCAUGUGCAAGCUCAUCUGCCCCUUCCCCAACUUCCACUGCCAGGUGCAGUUCGCGCUGGCUGUGCUGGAGGGCGCCGUCUCUUUGCCGCCUCGGGCCAUAAGGGAGGCCGAGGCCUGGUUGGCGCUGCAGGAGAAGGCGGAGCAAGGGGUCCAACGGCGCCACCUGCUGGUGCUGCAGAACGAGCAGUGGGAUUACUGUCAGGCGCUGGCUCGCGCCGCCGGCUUCUCGCCGCUGCCGCCCGCCGUGCGCAGUCUGUACGAGGAGGUGUGGCGCCAGAGGCGCUUUAACUCGGUGGACUACCGGGGACGCAACUACAGGCUGAUCGGGGAGGAUCGGUGGGAGCAGACCAAUUGAUCGAGGGAAGGUGGAGCGAUAGACACCUUUUAAAAUAUCAACUUUAUAGAAAUAAAUAAACAAGGUCUAGAAUGAAGUGUUGAUUGUCUACUCCGUACUAAUAGAUAAUAACAUGCUAGCUAGCUAGCUAACUUAGCUUUGUUAUCUUAACAUUUUUAUCAGCUAAAAUGAAGAAUGCAAGAGUUCAUUUUGAUAUUAAACUUUUAAAAAGUCUCCUUUUCUUGUGAAACCAUUAAAAUAUAAGACUGUAAUAAUAAGUAAUAAAACUCUACGUUAACACGUA